AUGAGUGCAAGCGUAGCAGAUAAUGCUUCAGAAAGAGAAAUGAUUGAAUUUUCAGAAGAUGAGCAUUUGAGUUUCUUUUAUAAUAUUGAUCAAGUAAAAUGAUUAUCAAUAAGUAGAUAUAUACUGAAUUACCAGGAGUUAUAUCUAAUUAUGGAACAUUUGCAUAGUCCUUAUUGAUUUGCAGACAAUUGAGUAAUUAGAUUAUCAGGAAUUCAAUUGCAGAAGCAUAAGAGAGAGUAUAUAUACUAUUUACAUCAAUCAGUUCAUUUUAAGAAAUAUUCCUAUUAACGCAAUUAAUGAAUUAUAGGCUCAAACUAAUUUAAUAUUGAAUUGCAAUUUAAAUGACGGGGGUAUCGAAGAGGAAACUUGUCAAUUAGAUGAAGAUUAGGAACCAGUAAUAAACUACAAUUUAUUUAGGAACCAAUCUAUAGUGAUAGAUGGAGAAGGAAUAGAGUUUUAGUUAUGCCAGGUAUUUAGAUAUCUUAUUUUUAUAGAAGUAGAGAGUUAAGAAAAAGAGGAUAUAGAUGACAAAUUAAAUAAUGAUAAUAGCAAAUCUAUUUCGAAAUCAAAAUUAUUUGAUACUAGAAAAAAUACAGUUAGACUUCCUACUACUCCUCCUCCCCCGAAUCAAAUGGCAGCUAAGUUAAUCUAAGUUUAUUAAGAAGAAUUUGAGGAUGAAUUUGAAGAUAAACUUAGAAAUGCUAAAUUGUACGAGAUGAAGAAGAAGAAUGAAAUAGAGUAAAAAAAGAAAGAAGAUAAAUUAUAAAGUCAAGUAUAACAAUUUACUCAUAACAGUAGAUAGAGAAAAAGGAUGGGGCCACUUAAAAAUAUACCUAUGAUUUUGAUGGAAAAAUUAUAUUGGCUAGAGCAAUUAAAAUGGACAAAUUGUAGCCUACCAAUCAAAAAUUGAGAGUUGAGUUGAAAGAUUAAACUAAACAAGAUCAAUAACCAAGUGUAAAGAAGGGAGGAAGAAGGGACUCAACCAAAGUCAAUAGACCAUAAUGUCCAGAAUAGGAAAUACCUAAUAGAGUAUCUUAUUAAGAUAUAAGGUUAUAUAAGAACGGAGGGAUGCUGCAAAAGAAGUAAUUGGAGACAAAGCAUUAAGAAUUGAUAAAACUUCUUAAUUUCCUUAUGAAGUAUUUACAAUGAAUAAUGGAGUAAAAUUAUACUAUGAACAAAAAAUGAAGGAAGGGGUAAGACAUUAAAUUAGUGAUUCAGCUGAAAAUUUGUAAAUUAAAUUAUCAGGGUCUAAUUUAGUAUCCGGAGAUGAUGCAGCAUAAUUUGCAUCAUAAAUUAGAUUAACAAAGGCAGAAUACUAAUUAAUUACAGAUGCUCAGACCUUACAAUAAACUAGAUAAUAAUUCCUGCCAUCUGAAAACAUUAAUAUUCCUGAUCAUGACCAGUAAGUUACUCAACAAUCCAUCUUACUAAAAAAAAAUAAAGCAAACUUAAGCAAUCCCAAUCAUCUUACUGACUCUAAAUAAGUCUAAUUUAAUGCUGGAAUGUCAUAGUUAAAUCCAUUCAAAAGAGAAAGUCCCAUUCUGCAAUCUGCCCAGACUGAAAGAAUAUAACUUAAGAAUGUUAAAAUGAUUGAAAAUCUAUUAGUCACUGGUGUUCCUGAUACACCUAAAUCAUCGAAACCUGAUUAACCGCCUAUAUCCCUCCCUGAUAAUGCUUCUACGUAUAAUUCCUAAAUUAAUAGAGUAAUCCAAUUGAUCUUUUCAAUUAAUAAUUACUAAAUCAAAAGGAAUGGGGUAAACAAGGUGGAGGCAAGACAUCCUACUUCCCUCCAGUUAAACAAUAGAAGAGAUCUUUAGAAACUAAAGCAUACAAAGGAUCGUUAGAACAAAUGUAAUUGAUUUCAAAAUUAAAUAGGUACAAAAUGCCAAGGGAGAGAUUAGUUGCUUAAACUGGUAGAACUGCGAUGAACUUUUACAAAUAAAACUCUGAUGGUAUAUUUAUUCUUAUUAUGAUUUUAAAGGAGCCAAGAAAAUUGGGAAGUCAGUCAGCGAUGGAUUUAUGCAAACCUUUUAUACAACUCAUACAAAAUUCAGCGAAAAACUUAGAUAAUGA
Molecule: messenger RNA, 2073 nt
Organism: Paramecium octaurelia
Lineage: Eukaryota; Ciliophora; Oligohymenophorea; Peniculida; Parameciidae
Source: the annotation of a GenBank genome assembly